CGGCUGUUUUGGGAGCUGAAAACAGUAGAGAAAGAAAGAUUUUCCAGCAAGUUUUCCUGCAGAGCAGUUCCAGGUUUGUCAACGAUCCGAAUCCAACUAUUGUCUGAGUCUGCCUGAAAAUUGUUACGGAAAUAUGAAGUCUCAUCAAUUUUCAUUUUGACGGACGGAUUCUGGGUUCUAGAUUGUCUGAAAUCUGAUAGGUAUUGUUGCCAAAAUUACUAUUGAAAUCCGUAGCCAUGGCCAGGUCUUCUGCUCGUGCUGAAGAAUAUGAUGAUCAUCAGGAAAAAGAGAUAUCCCCUGAUGGUGUCACUUCUAAUAGCAUCCUAAAAAUGCUGUCAGAAAUUUCAGAGAAGUUGGAUGCUUUGAAAGAAACUCUAGCAAGUCAUAGUUUAAGCUCAACAAGACCAUCAAUAGAAUCGUCUGAUGUCGAGGGACAGAUGGAUGCUGUUAGAAGCAUAAUCGUCCCUAGAAAAUCAGACGAUGAGAUACUUCAAGAAUGCAUGGAUGGACUUAAUGCUAUUGAAUACAUGGAUCCGCAAUUAUAUGCAAAAGGAUUUAGGUUGCUGCAUUAUAGUGACACUUUCAAAAAGAUGUUCAUAUUGGUUCCCCAGCAAAGGAAAAGAGAUCUAAUUGAGCAUUACUGAUUCAACAAUCAAUCGUAUGUCCAGUCACCAUUUCUAGUUUAAUUUCGCACUUUCCGAUUUUUGGAUUGUUAUCUGGCUUUGUUCGCAUUUCCGAUUUCAUUGAAAGCAC
Oldenlandia corymbosa var. corymbosa is the source of this 753-nucleotide messenger RNA. Lineage: Eukaryota; Viridiplantae; Streptophyta; Magnoliopsida; Gentianales; Rubiaceae. The record is from the annotation of a GenBank genome assembly.